Messenger RNA from Strongyloides ratti, 975 nucleotides. Its product is annotated as BcDNA.GH02439. Gene Ontology annotation, cellular component: cytoplasm. Gene Ontology annotation, biological process: signal transduction. NCBI's taxonomy places the organism in Eukaryota, Metazoa, Nematoda, Chromadorea, Rhabditida, Strongyloididae. Bases 1 to 975 code for a protein of 324 amino acids. The transcript has 4 exons. The record is from RefSeq and is a predicted model, not a curated record.
AUGGCUUCUUCUAAUGAAUGUCAAGAAAUAAUUGUUGACGGAAAAUAUUGUCAAUUGACUGUUUUUGUUCAAGGAGAUUUGAAUGAAAUACAUCAUAAGACAACCAUUUUAACUGUCCAUGACAUUGGUGGUAAUCAUAAAGAUUUUAUUAAAUUUGUUAAUCAACCAUCAAUGAGUUCUGUGAAAGCUAAUGCAAUAUUUUUGCAUGUUUGUGUACCAGGACAAGAAGAUAAUGCUCUUGAUUUUGCUGGAGAAUUUCCAUCACUUGACCAAAUAGGUGAAGAUUUAGUACAUGUUUUAGAUAAAGUUGACAUUAAAGCAUGUGUCGCAUUUGGUGAAGGUGCUGGAGCAAAUAUUAUUUGUAGAUUUGCCAUUGCUCAUCCAAAUCGUUUAAUUGGAGUUUGUUUACUUCAUUGUACAUCUACUUCAGCUGGAUUAAUUGAAAAAAGUAAAGAUAAACUUGCUAAUAUGCAAUUAGAAUCUGGAAUUAUGACUCAAAGUGCUUGGGAUUACAUUGCUCUUCACAAAUUUGGUUCUUCUGAUUGCCAAAAUAAAGAGGAGUAUAUUGAACAUUUAAAGACAUCUCUUAAUCCAAAGAAUUUGUCAAAAUAUUUGUUUUCAUACAGUAAAAGAACCGAUCUUUCUUCAAUAAUAAAUGCAAAAAUUGGUGACAUUGAAACAUUACUUGUUACUGGUGCAAAAACACCACAUAUAGCAGCUGUUUAUACUACUCAUAAAUCAAUGAAUAAAAAAAAGACAACUUUAUUAGUUGUUGACGAUGUUAGUGAUGUUUUGACAGAAGCUCCUGAUAAACUUGCACGUUCAUUUAUCUUACUUUGCAAAGGAUGUGGCGUUUUAUCUCAAGUCCCAAUACCUGGUAUGGAACGUCAAAGAACCUUAUCAUCAUCAAUGGAAGAAGCUGAUAGACCAAGAAGAUUUUCAAUAACUCAACAACCAACAUCUGUUGUUCAAUAA